AUGCUAGCAAACGCAGAACAGACAUCCGCUUCCUCUCAAAAGUACGCAGUUCCUGAAGAAGCACGACGCUUAUUGAAGCUUCUGAUCAGAAAAAAUCCAGCACUACAAAUCCCGGAGAAGUUCGUGGACAGUAACAUACAUUUUAAAGGUGAUGCUCUUCCUGCAUUACCUGGCGGCCUUAAAUCGGGUGCUUUCAGUGCUGCAUGCUCUGCAGCAUUUGGCGCUGUCGCUGAUCAAAUCGCACAAGAUCGAUACGGAGGCGAGGCCAGCAAUAUCACCAUCGAUACCGAUCACGCAGGAUACUUUUUAGCAUCUCCUCUACUUUGCAAAUACGAAAACGAAGCACCUGAUUGGGAAAAUACGGAUCUACGAAGCAAGCCCUUAUAUGCAUGUGCCACGGGUAUUUAUCCCACCAAAGAUGGGCGUUGGUUUCAACUACAUGGUGACUUGGAUUGUAUCCCAAUGCUCCAAAAUGUGGGAAUUCUCAACAGCCCGGAUGAUACAUCGACUCUUGAAGAAGCACGAGAAAUAUACUCGCAAUGGACAAUGCUGCACAAUGCUGAUGAAUUGGAGGCAAUGAUGGUGAAAUACCGUCACAGCGGCAGUAAAUGCUAUAAGCCCGAAGAAUGGCUUGCAACCGACAUGGGAAAAGCAUUAGCGGAUAAGCCAUUGUGCGAUGUCCGUCAACUUACACCGCCUGAAAAUCCAACACCGUAUCCUUCCGCUAGCAAAAAGCGAAUCUUAGAAGGAAUCAAAGUUGUAGAAAUGGUUCGUAUUAUUGCCGGUCCCGUAAUUGGAAAAACCUUAGCCGAACUUGGUGCCCAAGUGAUCAGAGUCAAUCCACCUCACUUGCGCGACCUCACAUGGCUGCAGCAUACAUUAACAGCUGGUUCACACACAGUCUCUCUAGACGCACGACAGCCUAAACAGAAGGCUCAACUCGAAGAACUAAUCGCUCAAGCUGAUGUAUUUAUUGAUGGAUACCGCCCGGGGUCGCUAGAGCGCCUUGGCUUUGGCAAGCAACGUGUGAUGGAGCUGGCGGGUCGCAAUAUUAUCUAUGUCGAUGAGAGCUGUUACGGAGUCGAAGGGCCAUAUUCUGGAAGACCUGGCUGGCAACAAAUUGCAGAUGCAGCAAGCGGUGUUUCUGUUGUUCAAGCACAGACCCUGGGCAUGGAUAAUCACGCUUUACUUCCACCUUUACCGAUCACUGACCUUCUCACUGGCGUACUAGGUGCUACUAGCACCCUUUGUGCUCUUCGCGACCGUGCCAGAAAAGGUGGAAGCUAUCGAGUAGUAGCAUCGCUAACGGCAUUGGAUAUGUUUUUCAUAUCGGAAGAAGUGGGAAUCUAUCCGUCUGAGAUUGUGCAGAAGGUCGAGCAAACAUUCGGUUUUGGAGUCAUCCAAGCCUCAGACCAUGUCCGUACAUUAGCUGCAAGAAUCACCAAGGCAUGGAAACUGAGGCGCCCGGACCACAUGGAUUUCGAAGGACGAUUCUUUGCUGGAUUCGAUAACGGACCGUUUGGUCGCAUGAAAAUCGUUGCACCAGUUGCUCAACUGGACAAAUAUCCAUCCAAGUGGGAUGCCUCACCAAGACCAUAUGGAUAUGAUCAACCCACAUUUCUUUAUUGAUAGCUCCUUUGUUUUUCCGGAUUACGAGAAUAAAAAUAUCUGCUAGCUACUAUAAGUUAGAAGGGAAAAGAGGUGGUAUGAAUGUAUAGAAUUAGAAGAUUCAAGUUAAAUUUUUCUUUUGAACAAGAAAUGUCUAUACUACAUAGGUAACUAGAAAAACAAUCGUCAAGAAGAUGAACAAGUUACAGUGCAAACACUCACUGUUGUUAUUGUUGUUGCGACAACAACAGCAUAGCAUCAAGGGUGUAAAGUACAAGUGAAAAGUAAGAAACAGAAAAAUGAGGGCAAUUAGGAGUACUGGCCAAUCUUUUCGUUUAUAUUUUCAGCACCACUUAUU
Zychaea mexicana is the source of this 1966-nucleotide messenger RNA. RefSeq names its product CoA-transferase family III domain-containing protein. The coding region runs from base 1 to 1629 and encodes 542 amino acids. Gene Ontology annotation, molecular function: catalytic activity. Lineage: Eukaryota; Fungi; Mucoromycota; Mucoromycetes; Mucorales; Lichtheimiaceae. The record is from RefSeq and is a predicted model, not a curated record. The transcript has 5 exons.